Messenger RNA from Haliotis rufescens (red abalone), 3303 nucleotides. RefSeq names its product lysosomal alpha-mannosidase-like. Gene Ontology annotation, biological process: mannose metabolic process. The transcript has 26 exons. The coding region runs from base 134 to 3223 and encodes 1029 amino acids. Gene Ontology annotation, cellular component: lysosome. Gene Ontology annotation, molecular function: alpha-mannosidase activity; carbohydrate binding. The record is from RefSeq and is a predicted model, not a curated record. Lineage: Eukaryota; Metazoa; Mollusca; Gastropoda; Lepetellida; Haliotidae.
GACACUCGUACCUACUUACUCUCAACUCUCCACUAUACCAUACUUGUCUCAAGGGUCACUACAGGGGAUCGAGUGUUUCAGUGCAGAGUCAAGAGGAACAACUGGUUUGCUGGGUGUCGAUGGCGAGUGCAAUAUGCGUCUUCAUCUACGUCGAUGUCUGUGGGUAGCGUUGCCGGUCGUCGCGGUGCAAUUGGUCAUCAUGUAUUGGGGUGCAAGAAGUCCAUCUGUGAGGAAAUCAUAUAUUCCACUGAGACAUGUCCAAAGUCGAGAUUUGCCGGCAAAGCAAGAGUUCACGGGAACUUGCAAUCCUGAUCUAUGUAAUCCAGUACGAGACGACAUGCUCAACGUGCACAUCGUCGCACAUUCCCACGACGACGUUGGCUGGUUGAAGACAAUGGACCAGUACUACACGGGGGAGAAGAGCGUAGGGUCCGGAUAUUCCCACCAUUUUGGCCACGAAUGUGUUCGCUGCGUCCUCAAUACGACUAUUCCUGAACUAUUGGAAAACCCCAAAAGAAAAUUCAUCUUCAUCGAAAUGGCCUUCCUGUCCAUGUGGUGGAAGGAAAUAGACCAGCAAACACAAGCCCAGGUCAAGGAACUCAUCAAACAAAGGCGUCUGGAGAUUGUCAUAGGAGGAUGGUGUAUGAGCGACGCAGCGACGACAUUCUACAACGACAUCAUCGACCAGCACACACUGGGGUUUGAUUUCAUUGACCGUCACUUCGGACCCUGUGCCCAAUCCAAGGUAGCCUGGCAUGUCGACCAGUUCGGACAUUCCAGAGAACAUUCGUCAAUAUUUGCACAGAUGGGUUUCGAUGCUAUUGUACUUGGCCGCAUUGACUAUCAAGACAUUGCUGCACGAACGCAAAGUAAAACACGGGAGCUGGUGUGGCAGAGUAGUCCGGAUAACCUUGGUGACAAGGGGUCUCUCUUCACUCACAUCUCCGGGGGCUACUACGCGCCGAAAGGUUACGUCAUGGACGGCUGGAAGGAAGACAGACUGGAUAACAUGGAUUUGCAAACGUUCCUGGACGAGAUUGAAAAGCAGAGAAAUUCGUUUAAAACAAACCACGUCAUGAUCCCAAUGGGUAGCGACUUUGGUUUCAGGAACGCUGGAGAGUGGUUUGAGAAUCUGGACAAACUCAUUGACAGGAUAAACGCCAGGCAACAGCAAGGUAGCAAAAUCAACCUGCUCUACUCCACCCCAUCCUGCUACAUCAACAGCGUCAACAAGGCAAGGGUAACGUGGACCAACAAGACAGACGACUUCUUUCCGUACGCCGUGGACAACGGCUACUGGACAGGCUACUUCACCAGCAAGGCGGGCCUAAAACUACACGUGAAGAAGGCGGGGGCAUUGCUACAGGCUUGCAAACAGUUAAGCGUGUUCGCCGGGUUGUCUGACGUCUUCAGAAGAAUGCAUGUAUUGAAGGCGGCUAUGGGCGUGCUCCAGCAUCACGAUGCCAUUACCGGCACAGAGAAACACCAUGUUGCACAAGACUACAACAAGAUGCUGAGUGAAGGCGUUCAUCAGUGCCAGACUGUGAUUGACGAGUCCUACCAGUUCUUGACCAGCGACCAGCCUGACCAUUCCAUACACCAACACUUCUGUCCGGAGAUGAACAUCACGAUGUGCCCAGUGACCGAAUCAAGUCAUCGACUGGCCCUGUUCAUCUAUAAUCCCAUAUCACGAUCGAUCACUUCCCUGAUCAGACUUCCGGUCACGCAUGCGCGCUACGUUAUCACCGGGCCUGACGGAGAAGUGCCUGUUCAGAUGACUCCAAUUUCAGAGUCAACAUUCAAUAUCCCGUACCGGAAGUCCGAUGCUAAACUUGAGGCUGUGUUCAAGGCGGAACUUCCUGCAAUGGGCAUGUCAAGUUUUGUUCUACAAGGAGUGCCAGGUGACACUGACCUAGUCACCACGACCAGUCCGCAGCUGCCUAUGGUUAUCGAGAACAAGCAUCUCAAAGUGACCAUCGACCAUGACGGCCUGAUAUCUCAUAUAAAGAAUCUUGACCUUGACCUUGAACUCCAACUCAAACAAGAAUACGGUUACUAUGAGAGUCGAGUCGCUCCACGUGCAUCCGGGGCAUAUAUUUUCGCCCCAAGGUCUGAUGACGUCAAACCCAUUGUAACAGAACAGCCGGUUGUUGUGAAGAUCUUCAAGGGUUCCGAGUCGGUGGAGGUUCACCAAAGGUUCAACGAGUACGUGUCACAAGUCGUCCGGCUUUACGACGAUGCUGACUACCUGGUGUUGGAGUGGACUGUCGGCCCUAUCCCCGUCGAGAUAGACCAUGUUGGAAAAGAAGUAGUAUCUCUAUUCAAGACAGACUUACAAACGAAUGGCGAAUUCUACACUGACUCAAAUGGUCGAGAAACUCUCAAAAGGAAACGAGACUAUCGGGAGACGUGGAAGCUGGAGGUGAACGACCGUGUAGCUGGGAACUACUACCCUGUAACAAGCAAGAUGUUUAUACAGGACACUGACCGUGACAUCCAGGUGACGUUGUUGACAGACCGGUGUCAAGGUGGCGGCAGCAUCCACGACGGCGAGAUGGAACUGAUGGUACAUCGCCGGACGUUGUUUGACGACGGUCUGGGGGUCGGGGAGCCCCUCAAUGAGAGGGGGAAGAAUCGCCAGGGACUCGUUUACAGGGGAACUCAUUAUUUAUAUGUUGGCACGAAGACAAGUUCUGCUAAAUUCAGUCGAGAGAAAGCUCAAGAAAUCCAUUUCAAACCAACACUGUCGUUUGUACCGUUAGAUUCGGACAAAUCAAACAAGUGGGGCACCACAGAGACUAUGGCCUGGUCGGGGAUCAGGACAAGUCUGCCCGCCAACGUGCACGUGCUGAGUCUGGACUACGUGGAGGACAACAACACGGAUGUUCUUCUGCUGAGACUGGAACACUUCUAUGAGAAGGGGGAACAUCCUGAGCUGUCUCGCCCCGCCACGGUGGACCUAGAGAACCUGUUUGGUGCCUUGCAAAUAGUCGGAAUAGAGGAGCUUAGUCUUGGUGCUAACUUCAUGGCUUCCAAAGUGAAGAGGUUGAGGUGGAGAACAGAAUCUGGACUGACUCCGGAGGAAAUAGGUGCUACGGUAAAACUGCAAUGGGACUCCCCACUCCAAGUGACGCUCAAUCCGAUGGAGAUCCGAACAUUCCACAUAGAAGUCGAUGAUCAAAACAAACAUUCCAAAUCAUUUUUCAAAAAUAUUUUUAGGUAGCAAAUGUUGCUCAAUGUGCAAUAUUUAUUUUUUAUUAACUGUAAUAUAAUAUACAUAUAUAAAUAAAUCUAUUUAUUUUA